ACUCACCCCACUCUACGUCUCAAGCAUUAAGGGAAAAAAAAAAAGGGUGAUUAGUGCAGAAAGUGAGGAGAAUGGCAAAGCUCACAGUCCUUGCAGCAAUUUUGCUGGUGGCCCUUUUGGCUAUUGCUUCAGCCACGGCCCACCGAACUACCAUAACCACCACUGUGCUGGAGGAUGAGGAGAACCCAGGACAAGGAGGGCAGUCGCAGAGAUGCCAGCAGAAAAUCCAAGAGCAGCAGCAGCAGCUCUGGCACUGCCAGCAAUACUUGUCUCAGAUGAGCCCUUCUGACUUGCGCAUGUACCCGCUGCCGGGGCAACAAGAGGAGCACCUCCGGCCCUGCUGCCAGACCCUUGAGAACUUCGACGAGCAGUGCGUGUGCGAGGCGGUUAUGCACGUUGUGAGGCAGCAACUGCAGCAAGGUGGAGGCUGGCAAGGGGAGGAGAUGCAGCAGCAGGUUAUGCAGAAGGCUAGAAACCUCCCUCGCAAGUGCAACCUGGAACCACAGCAGUGCCAAAUCGGAGCUGUUUUCGUCUAGUAAUUAACUUGUGUAUGAUGAACAAGGUUCACUUGGUUUCCGGCUUUUCUGGCUGGAGAUUGAAGUGAUGCCAAUCCCCAAUGUAGUUUAAUAAAAAGCACGUGAUCGUGUGUUUUGCUAUGUGCCUACCUACUUUGUAGUUUUCUGGCAAGGUGAGUACGACCUUGUUUCUGAAAAUGCUCGUAUUUUCCUUCUUCA
Messenger RNA from Coffea eugenioides, 734 nucleotides. RefSeq names its product 2S sulfur-rich seed storage protein 2-like. Gene Ontology annotation, molecular function: nutrient reservoir activity. The transcript has a single exon. The record is from RefSeq and is a predicted model, not a curated record. Lineage: Eukaryota; Viridiplantae; Streptophyta; Magnoliopsida; Gentianales; Rubiaceae. The coding region runs from base 72 to 536 and encodes 154 amino acids.